AUGUCUCUACGUCCGUCUACUGCUCCUCUGCGUGCCUCUUUGCCUUCUCCUCCUGCUUCCUCUCUUCCUGCUCUUGCCGACCCGGAGUCGGACUCUCUUCGUGCUGCCAGCCCUACUGUCACGCGUCUCCUUGCUACUGCCGUAACUGACCCUUCUUUCCAGUUUUCUGCUGCGUCUGCCCUUGUUACUGAGCUCGUCGACUUUGCAGCACGCUGUCGUCUAGACUACGCUGCUAGUCUUGUCGCUGAGUCUGAGUCUGCCUGUCCUCCGUCCGUCGGGGGUGAGUGUGCCCUUGGCACGGACGUCCUUGAGGACACGCAGGAGGAGUUCCAGUGUCUGGCCGCCGCUUCACCUCAUCUCGCGUCUGUACUGCUCACCCCUGAGGGAGACCCGGAUGCACUAGACAUCCCGACUCCGCGCUCUUACGCGGAGGCGAUAGAGGGUCCCUACUCCUCUCAGUGGCAGGUAGCUAUGGAUGCAGAGAUGGCUUCCUGGAAGUCCACAAGCACCUACGCUGACGCUGUCCCCCCUCCUGGGGCGAAUAUCGUCAGUGGCAUGUGGAUUUUCAGGGUGAAGCGGCCGCCGGGUUCUCCGCCUGUCUUCAAGGCCCGUUACGUGGCUCGUGGCUUCAGACAGCGGCAGGGAGUUGACUACUUUCAGACCUUCUCCCCCACCCCGAAGAUGACCACUCUUCGGGUACUGCUGCACGUUGCUGCUCACCGUGACUACGAGCUGCACUCUCUCGACUUCAGCACUGCUUUCUUGCAGGGCAGCCUGCACGAGGAGAUCUGGCUGCGUCGCCCACCUGGCUUCACUGGGUCUUUCCCUCCUGGUACCCAGUGGAGUCUCCGGCGUCCAGUCUACGGUCUCCGCCAGGCGCCGCGUGAGUGGCACGACACACUGAGGACUACGCUGGCGGCACUUGGGUUUGCUCCUUCCACUGCAGACCCGUCGCUGUUUCUGCGCACCGACACCUCUCUGCCGCCGUUCUACAUCCUCGUGUACGUCGACGACUUGGUCUUUGCCACAGCUGACACUGCUGGACUCGCCUACGUGAAGUCCAAGCUUCAGAAGAGACACACGUGCACAGACCUGGGUGAACUGCGCAGCUACCUUGGCUUGCAGAUCACCCGGGACAGAGCACGCCGCACCAUUACCCUGACUCAGUCACACAUGGUGCAGCAGGUCCUUCAGCGCUUCGGCUUCACGUACUCCUCGCCUCAGGCCACUCCUCUGCCUACUCGCCACUCGCUCUCAGCUCUGCCUUCGGAUGAGUCCGUAGAGUCGAGUGGCCCCAUUCUCGCACGCUAUGUUGCUCCUGGAAGACACCGACUUGAGCACAUGGCUGCAGCGAAGAGGGUGUUGCGCUACUUGUGCAGUACGUCGGGCAUGGGGCUAGUGCUUGGAGGGCGCAGUCCAGUGGUCCUCACUGGGCACGCGGACGCUUCUUGGGCUGACGACCAGGCUACGCAGCGGUCGUCACAGGGUUACACCUUCAGUCUUGGUUCCGGCUCUGUUUCGUGGCGGGCUAUCCGCUCGUCUUCUGUUCUCGGCUCCAGUUGUGAGGCUGAGAUCUACGCCGGGGCUAUGGCUGCCCAGGAGCUUCGCUGGCUCACCUACCUGCUGACCUACCUUGGAGAGCCGCCUCGUUCUCCUCGAGUCAUGUACGUCGACAACAAGGCCAUGCUGGCCUUGUGUCGAGAGCAGCGACUGGAGCACAGGACAAAGCACAUUGCUCUCCGCUACUUUCUUGCUCAUGAGCUACAGCAGCGUGGACAGUUGCGACUUGCGUACGUGGCCUCUGAGGCCAACACUGCUGAUGUCUUCACCAAGGCACUUGCGCCUUGUGAUCAUCAGCGCUGCUGCACGCAGCUGGGCCUUGUACCUGCCUUGCCUCACUUGCUCACUUCUUGA
This is a messenger RNA of Closterium sp. NIES-65, 1914 nucleotides long. The record is from the annotation of a GenBank genome assembly. NCBI's taxonomy places the organism in Eukaryota, Viridiplantae, Streptophyta, Zygnematophyceae, Desmidiales, Closteriaceae.